Rhododendron vialii is the source of this 1508-nucleotide messenger RNA. Its product is annotated as zinc transporter ZTP29. The transcript has 12 exons. NCBI's taxonomy places the organism in Eukaryota, Viridiplantae, Streptophyta, Magnoliopsida, Ericales, Ericaceae. Gene Ontology annotation, molecular function: zinc ion transmembrane transporter activity. The record is from RefSeq and is a predicted model, not a curated record. Gene Ontology annotation, biological process: zinc ion transmembrane transport. The coding region runs from base 334 to 1164 and encodes 276 amino acids. Gene Ontology annotation, cellular component: membrane.
CUAAAAAGGAAUUUUAUAGCGAAAACUGAAAAGGGUGAACUGUUACAAAUCGCAGCUUUUUAACGUUUGCUUGGACCACUCCGUUAAACCAUCUCUUUCUUCCACAGUCCGAUAUUCUCUCUCCCUACUUUCCCUCUCUCAAAUCCUUCCUAUAAAUUUACAGCCGUUUUAUACAUACCCAUCAUCAUUGUGUUGUGACCCACCAUACAAUUGCCCCGAUUUGAACGUUAUGGAUUUGAAUCACUAAGACCCAAGUUUGUUCCUUUUCCAAAUCUAUCCUUUGGAACAAAUUAGACUUAACAGCUUUUAAGAUAUUUGGAACAGAGAGGAUUCAUGGAUUCUCAGGUCUUGGUUGCACUUGCUCUCUCACUCGUUGGUGGCUUGAGUACAUCCAUAGGUGCACUUUUUGUGGUUCUUAAUCAAGCUCCUAAUUUGAAGAUGCUUGGGCUUCUACAGGGUUUUGCUGCAGGUCUUAUGCUGAGCAUAUCUUUCUUUGAUUUGGCGCAUAAUGCUAUUAACGCCGUUGGGUUCUUGAAAGGGAACUUGUGGUUCUUUGCAGGGGUCAUUUUCUUUGCUAUUGUUGCCAAUUUCAUCCCAGAACCGACUCUUGCUCCCAUUCCAGAUGGAAAAAGUAAAAAGAAGAAUGGGGAUGAAGGGGGCAAGGACAUCAUGAAAAAGCAUCGCCGCCAAGUGCUAUUUAGUGGAAUCAUCACAGCAAUAGGCAUAAGCUUGCACAAUUUUCCAGAAGGAAUGGCUGUGUUUCUUGGAUCUAUGAAGGGUCUUCGAGUUGGUGUGAACUUGGCCCUGGCUAUUGCUUUGCACAACAUCCCAGAGGGUGUUGCUGUUGCACUUCCUGUUUAUUUUGCAACACAGAGUAAAUGGACGGCGUUCAAACUGGCAACACUUUCUGGACUGGCUGAACCCCUGGGAGUAAUUCUUGUGGCUUAUCUAUUCCCAAGCAGCUUAAGUCCUGAAAUUCUCGAGGGCCUGCUUGGAUCAGUUGGUGGAGUGAUGGCUUUCCUAACCUUACAUGAAAUGUUGCCAUUGGCAUUUGACUAUGCGGGGCAGAAACAAGCUAUAAAGGCUGUGUUUUGUGGAAUGGCUUUCAUGUCUGCAAGCCUAUAUUUUCUUCAAAUCAGCUUACCUGAGGAUAUGAGCUUGUAGCUGUGGGCGCACUUGUACCCAUUCAAAAAUGUUGUAGAUUCCAGGUUCAAAUGACAACAGGUUCCCACAUUUGUUCCUCAAUAGGCGUUGACAACAGGUUCCCAAAUGACUUUCGGCUCCCAUUAAACUUGUCAAUGUGUUCAUAACAAAGAUGUGCUGCUACUUGAACUUUAAAAUAAAACUUGUAAAAAAAAACCUUCUGUGUUUUCAAUUUUUACUUUCAUUUUUUGUUUUGUCUAUGGUUUAUCUAUAAAGCGAAUCAUAUCAGAGGGACAAAUGACAAGAGAUCUUUUGAGGAAUUAAUGGUGAUACAGUCUUCCCUAACGAUUAGGGUUUUAUGACUC